Molecule: messenger RNA, 7476 nt
Organism: Pieris macdunnoughi
Lineage: Eukaryota; Metazoa; Arthropoda; Insecta; Lepidoptera; Pieridae
Source: the annotation of a GenBank genome assembly
AUGUUAGCUCAAGAGUCACAAACCGAGCCAAGUAAUGGUAACAAAAAUCGAACCCCAAGCCGAUGUAGAGAAUGGGAACGUCAAAGGCGUCUUAAAUUCAAUGAAGCAAUUGCAAAAUUAGGUGAAUUGGUACUGACUAUUAAUAAAGAAAAUGGAGAUACUGCAAAUGAUAAAUCAGGCAGCACUCAAUUUCCUAAAAUUGAAAUUAUACAAAAAGCUAUAAUUUGUUUAACAAAUUUUACACAAGAAAAGUCAAAGCUGAAAGCUGAAGUUUUGGCAUUGGAAGUGAAGUUGCAAGGAUUUGAAAAACUAAAAUGUGAUACUAAAGAUGAGUGCGUUCAGGUUACUCUGGGAACAGGAAGAGGUAAACAAAAUAGCAAAUACUUGAAGCUCUUAAUGUUGAAAAAAUGCAAAAAUAAUAUAGACAACAAGGAUGAUAAACCAAAAAAAUCAGGGAAGGAUCCUCCAAAGUCAAGAAAGACGUUGGGGCAACUACCUAAACUGUUGCCUUUGCCGAGUAAAAAAGAAAAUACAAUUGUUAUGCUGCCAGCAACUCCAUAUAUAUUUCCUCAAAGGCCAAUUUUAUUUCCAACUGCGACACCAACACUUGUUUUACUUGAUACCAAUUUACAGUCACUGAAUAAAGUGCCGAUUGUUAAUAGAAAUAUACAUGAUAUGACCAAAACUACAAUGGUUAAUGUGUUACCUAUAUCCGCAUAUUCGCGUCCUUUAUCUGCGGCAAAAGCAAAGCGAAAUAGUAAAUCAAAGGGUACUGUUAAAAAAGGAACAAAGAAAAAAGAUGAGAGUAAUGUGUCUCAGAUACCUGUCAGUACCAAAGAACCUUCGAUUCCCGAAACAAGUAAAGAUACUGAAGAAAAGAACAAAGCAAACAAUGAUAAUAGUUCACCAGGACACAUCGAACAAUCGGCAGAGAGCACGAAAACUGUGAAUACUGAUUCUUCAGAAAAACCAAUCUCAACUCAAUCUAACUCGGUCAAUAAUAUGGAAGUUCCUAAAGAAACAAACACAUCUGAAGAAAAUUUGCCUUCCAAAAUAUCGUCUGAAAAUCAAGAAAGUAUUAGCCCAACGGAUAAGUCUUCCGUACCUCUGAAUACAAGUGUUGAAAAUCAUCCAGUUCCUAUCACAAAACCUGCAGCAAAUGAACCAGCAACAGUGAACAAGAACCCUGAGUUCAAAGAUAAUAAAGAGCAAAUUCAGAAAGAUUCAAAACUACAAAAUAUUUUGCAGCAACCGAUAUGUGAAAACGUUGAUGCAGGCAAUGCCAGGUUAGAGUUAGCAGAGGAGUUUUUGGCUGCUUCGCCUACUGCUGCAUUUCUUAUGUCGUUUCCAUUGGUUAGCGGAAAUCGAGCUGACAGUCCCAAUGAGGAAACACCACAGAGUACAAACUUGAAGGAGAAUACGUGUAGAACAGAAAUGCCCCCUCAAAGUUUCUUCGAAAAGCAAAAGCCGAAACCCAUAAGCAAACCUCAAAAUGAAAGCAUUAAAACGACUAUUUCUGAGAAAAUUCAAAAUCCCAAAAUCCUAAAUAAACUUGCAGAUACUAAACCGCCUAUGACAACCGCAAAUACGAGUGUCGGCAGUGAAAAUCCUUUCCUUAAUUUACCCCUCCCGACGAUUGUUACCACAAAUUGUAGCAUGACUGAUACAUCGUUUGGCUUAGAUUUCGAUUGCAAUGUAAGUAAAGCCCCGUCGAACCAGCCCGCUAAUUAUGUCAGCAGUAAUGCUUUGUUCUAUAAAAGUGAUCCUUUUGCAUCAGUAAAAAACACUGUUUACAGUACUAGUAGCCUGUCUUCUGGUCAUGAAUAUAACAGUCUCGGUCUGUAUCCUUGUGCGGUAGACAACUACUCCUCCAAAAAUAAAACUGACUUUCCUAACAUUGACGAAAAUCUUAUGAAGAUUAACUCAUCUAGACUUACCUAUGAUAUUGAUCUGGGAUGGUCACAUAAAAGUCUCGAUUUCAACUGUACGACAACAUCAAAUUCCCUCCACAAAGAUAACAUCUUUACUUCAACCCCCUCAACUUACGCUAGCUCUUAUAAUCCCUUCAAUCCAGAAUUUCAUGCAUCUCUAUCCAAUGUAGCUAAAAAAGACUUAUUAACUAGUAAAUCUUCCACUUUUACUGAAGCAAUCACUAGCUUUUAUUCCCAGACCGGGAACUUAUGGGCUGAUGAUGUGAGUUCCAUAUUUGCUAAUGCAUCAGCCACGAAAAAUACGCUUUCAAAGAACCAACAGUACACAGAACCUAAUCAAGUCAACACUAAUGUAAAGGCCACUGGCACACCCAAGCAGUAUGAUUCCAAACAAAAUUUAAUAAAUUUGGACAACCAUAAGUCUCACACAACGGUGGCCGGCAACCAACAUAAUGUAUCUGAGAAGUAUACCAAAAAGUCACCCAGUAAAAUGCACAUAAAUUGGAUGACAUCUGAAACCAGACCUUCACAAAACAAUUGUCAACAAAUUCAGACAGAAAUUAAAGAAAACUAUAAAGGAAACUAUGGCCAUAUCAACGCAUCAAGAAAAGUGGGUCAAAAUGAAAAUUAUUUUCCCAUAAAUAUGCAUCAUUUCCCAUCGCAAAAUAACCACGAGGAAUUGCAGAUGUGGCCGCCAACAAAACCCGCAGGAACAGCUGAAAUCAGUAUUGAACCACCUCCAAUUCACUUGCCAACGUUAGUCGGAGAUUUAGCAUUGGGGCCGCACGAAAAGAAAAGAAAUGAUUUAAUCAACAGAGGUAUAUAUCAAGCCGAUCAAAACUGUUCCAAUUUCUUUUCUGUCACUCAGUUGAUGAACCGCUCUUCCGAUAUUCCAACUUCGCGGUCACAUGCAACAAACAUUGAACAGAAACCCAAUACAAAACACAAUUUAAGCCAGAUUGUGAGCGAUACCAGCCGCAAGUCUAUCAAUCCACGCGAAAGCAAUCUUCAGCACUGUUAUGGAUUCGGUGAUGCCAAAGUAACGAAUAACUUUGAUGCUCUAAACCAGUUCUCGCAUACGAAGUCGAAACCAAAUAAACAGGAAAAGAAUUCGAAACAACAAAAAAUUAAUUAUUCCGCUGAAGCGCUAAUACGUGGCGGUACGUGCAGUCAAAAAGUGCACGAGAACAAUACAAAAUUCAUGAUACCAUCUCAAAAAUUUGGCGAUUUUAAUGUUACGCACGAUACAAGCGUAGCCCAAGUAUCGCAUUACCCACCACUGCUGGAUUAUCCGGAAAAUAGUUACGUCGGCCAACAAUAUUCCACCACAACAUUGUAUAAUUCGACGGCAAAUACAAUGCCUAAUACCUUUUACUCGAAUUUUAUGCAAAAUGGAAGUAACUUAAUGCCCAGUAGUUACACAGGUGGUCCGUUUACUGGUGAAUUCGUAGAUUAUAACCAGUCAGCCGAAUGCAAUUACGUAAAUCAUAAAUACGACGACAUCAAACUCAGAAAUAACACAAACUUCCACCAAGACAAAAGCACAAGAAGAGAGGCCGCUAAACACAAACUUGAUUGCAAGAAAGAGACAACAAAGAAGUACCCCACAAAACGAUCGAAAAUUACCACAGAAUCUGAAGAAUGGGGGGAGAAUACAAAUAUGUUGUGGCAGAAUAAAGCAAUGAAUAAGAGACACACCAAUAUGAUGUCAGAGGAAUUACAAUUUCCUAACUUCAUAGGCAAUCAGAUGCCCACACAGUAUCAACCAGAUUUUCUCAAUACCCACCUCAUGCCUUCCAAUGUUCAGAGUGUAGGGUCUAAUGUCCACGGCGAAAGGACUUCAUCAACGUUCCCUGUAGCUUCGCGGAGUAACUUCAAUCUCAGCACAUUGUUUCCAGAAAUUACAAUGUCUCGCUGUUUAUGCCUACUGACUUUGGCCAUAAAUCGUUCGUAUGGAGAAUCAUUCACGUUGGGCUACAUCACCGGGUCACAGCGACGGCCUGGAGAUAUGAACUACCCAAGACCAGGCAGGGUCAUUUCAGGUGCAAUACCUAUGGCCAUUGAAGAAGUCAAUGAAAAGCUCCUUGGGCCGAUGGGACAUUCUUUAGACUUCGUAGUGGCCGAAACAUUUGGACAGGAAGAAGUCUCUAUAAAGCAGGUUGCAGCGCUAUGGGCAGCUAAUGUAUCGGCCUUCAUCGGUCCGCAAGAGACGUGUGUACAUGAGGGACGAAUGGCAGCAGCUUUCAACCUACCCAUGAUAAGCUAUUACUGUCGAGACGUAGCGAGCUCCAACAAACGGGUAUACUCAACUUUCGCUAGAACAAAACCUUCGGACAUCGAUAUAUCCCGCUCCGUGGUUGCAGUGCUCACGCAUUUUAAUUUCAUGCAUAUAGCGGUCGUCUACCUAAAGGCGCCAAAUCAUGACUUUUCGCGCCUGGCCCACGCGAUAAUAACAGCAGCGAAUGAGGAGAAAAUCGCCAUCCGGACUGUACAAGUGUAUCGACAGCCUUAUUAUUACGAAAAUAGGCGAGAGAACUUCUCACGAAACCCAUUCUUGGACAUCGUCCGCGAGACAUACAAGGAUACAAGAAUUUACGUCUCAAUUGGUUAUUAUCAUGAUCACAUCGGGUUAAUGUUGGCUUUGGACAGCAUGAAGUUAUUAGACGCUGGCGAAUACGCAGCGAUCGGAGUAGAUGUCGAAAAAUACGAGUCAGAAGAGGCCAUUCGUUAUCUCGCGGGUCCGUUGUUGAAGGAACCCAGUGCGAGGACGAUUAAGGCUUUCCGGUCUUAUCUCGCUGUGGCACCUUCGCCUGCGCCCUCGUACCCAGUAUUCUCUAUGGAAGUGAAUAAGCGUCUACAGAUGCCGCCUUUCAAUUUCGUUAAUCCCUUAUUGGCUUUGGGAGGAGGCAAAGUGAUACCAGUAGAAGCAGCCUGGUUGCACGAUGCUGUGUGGUUAUAUGCUCGCGCCUUGGUGACUGCUCUUAGAACGGGCGAAAGUCCUCGUGACGGUCGCGCUUUAGCUGCUUACAUGAGGAAUACCACAUACAAGAGUGUUAUGGGGUACAGCGUUCACAUGGAUGAGAACGGCGAUGCAGAGGGCAACUACACUCUACUUUCCGUAGAUCCUACGAAGCCUCCAGGGCUCUAUCCACUUGGCGUCUUCCACAAAAUGUCUCCGGAAUUACGACUCCACCGAGAACUGAAAUGGCCUGGAGGUAGAGUGCCACUCUCAGAACCUCCCUGCGGGUUUCGAGGUGAAAAAUGCGUUAGUCAUAUUGGUGCGUGGGCCCUUGGAGCAUCUGGUGGUACCCUAGUACUUCUAGCACUUGCGGCUUUAGCUCUAUACCGAGGAUGGAGAUACGAGCAAGAACUGGACUCACUUCUGUGGAAAAUCGAUUUCAGAGAUCUCCACUUACCUGAUGAUGAGCAGCGCGCCAACAAAAUGAAUAGCACUGGCUUGAAUACGAAUUCAAGUAACGCGAUAUGCGAGAAGGGCAGCAUAGGGGCGGCACGGUCAAGCCAAGUCUCUCUCAGCUCUAACCCAGACUUGGACUUCCGGUACUCAGCCAUCUUUACCCAAGUCGCCUUUUACCGUGGUCGCUUGUUGGCAGUGAAGCGCGUGAGACGACAUCAUAUCGAUAUUAACCGGGAAAUCAAGAAGGAACUCAAAAUUAUGCGGGAUUUGCAACAUGACAAUGUGAAUGGGUUUGUGGGCGCGUGUAUCGAGCCGCCUAAUGUAUGCGCUCUCUCCGAAUACUGUACUAGAGGCAGCCUUAAGGAUAUUCUUGAGAAUGAGGACAUUAAAUUGGAUAAUAUGUUCAUUGCAUCGCUCGUCGGAGACAUUAUAAGGGGUAUGAUCUUCAUUCACGAGUCCCCGCUGCAGUACCACGGGUCCUUGCGACCUUCAAACUGCCUCGUGGACGCGCGAUGGGUGGUCAAACUCGCAGACUUCGGGCUCCGGGAGUUCCGCCGCGGGGAGCUGCCACCCUCUGAUCCUACAGCUCUUAGAUCUCAUAUAGAAUGUCUAGUCUACCUAUCCCCAGAGCUGCUACGUUCAGCCGGUUGGGGAAAGGACUGCUUCCCCACGUCACUUGAAGUUAGGUGCGGUUCACCGGCGUCUGACGUUUAUUCGUUUGCAUUACUCCUGUACGAACUUCACACUCGUCGGGGUCCCUUUGGCCCGGGAGCUCCAUCACCGCCCUCGCUAUUACGUCGUUUAGCACAUCCCUACCCUGCGCCUUAUAGACCACCUCUCGAAGCUUUAGCGGAUCGUUUUGACUGCGUGAGAGAAUGCUGCGCUGAAUGUUGGGUGGAGGAUGCAAGCACUCGUCCUGAUUUUAAGGCAAUACGUACAAGAUUACGGCCGCUAAGGAAGGGCAUGAAACCAAAUAUAUUCGAUAAUAUGAUAGCUAUGAUGGAAAAAUAUGCUAACAAUUUAGAAGCACUGGUCGACGAAAGAACAGAUCAGCUGCAGGAAGAGAAAAAGAAGACAGAGGCGCUGUUAGAGGAAAUGUUGCCUGCACCAGUUGCAGAACAACUGAAGCGCGGGCGACGCGUGUUACCCGAAAACUAUGAUUCCGUUACUAUAUACUUUAGUGAUAUUGUUGGCUUCACUGCCAUGUCUGCUGAGAGCACUCCGUUACAGGUGGUCGACUUUUUAAAUGACCUCUACACCUGUUUUGACUCGAUAUUAGAAAAUUUUGACGUCUACAAAGUUGAAACUAUCGGUGAUGCAUAUAUGGUUGUAUCAGGUCUCCCGAUUCGCAACGGAAUCCUUCACGCGGGCGAAAUAGCCUCUAUGGCUCUGGCUCUGCUCUCUGCGACACGCGCGUUUCGUGUACGUCAUAGACCCGACCAGAGAUUACUGCUGAGAAUUGGAAUUCACUCUGGUCCUGUCUGCGCAGGAGUCGUCGGACUGAAAAUGCCCCGUUAUUGUCUAUUUGGGGAUACAGUAAACACAGCUAGCCGUUUUGAAUCAACCGGCGUUGCCCUCAAAAUCCACUGCAGCUCGGCUUGUAAGGCUUUGCUUGACCAGCUCGGGGGUUAUAUUCUGGAAGAGCGCGGUAUAGUUUCUAUGAAGGGUAAACGGGAUCAGGUGACAUACUGGGUGCGUGGUGAGGACCCAGAGGCAGCUGCAAGUCGGACGAGGCGACGCGCCAUUCACAAGGAAGGCACGCCGAUUGUUGACAAUAAACGAAAUAGGAGCUCGCUCAAGUCACGGGGGUGGAAGAACCAAGUUGGCGGCUUGCAUAGAUGUUGUAGUUUAGAAUCUCCAAAGAAACUAAGAUUUGCUUCGGGAAAUCACUUAGAAUCUCACAACGAUAGUGUUAUGCAUCAUCGGAGCGACGAAUACCUUAUGGAAGUGAUAGGCGAAAACCGAGUUGCUCCAAGCCCGCGGAUCGAUCUCCUGGAGGCACCAAGCCUUCGUCAGGAGUACACCAGCGUAUCAUGCCCCAUAAUUGAACAUGUCCCAGAAUGUGACAUUCGACUUAUUGUUAAUGGCGUACAAGAUCCUGCGGCUCUACCGUUGCUCGCUGAUGCUUAA